GCCAUAAUGCAGUCAAAACAUGUACCAGCAGGUGCUUAUGUGACAAAAGAUGAUGCUCUGUUGUUUUUUAGUUUUUUUUCUCUGGACUCUGCAGAUGGUUUUGCAUGAGCAUAAAAACGUUCACUACAUCAUCGCUCUACCUUGCACAGGGAGGCUCUGAUGACACUUUAAAACCAUAUUGCCACUAAAACACUUUUACGAGCACAGAGCAUUUUUAUGAAUCUGUAUCUGGAUUUCAUACCCUUAAAUGAAAAGUGGUGAAAAUGAAGCCUCUCUUUAAUAUGCUUGCCGUGAUCUUGUUUUUAUGCCGCAAUGGUGUGUUUGGUGUUGAUGAAGUGUCUGUGAAGGAGGGUGAUUCAGUCACUCUAUACACUGGUGUUGAAGCAAGCAAACUAAAUUAUAUUACAUGGUAUUUUAAUGACACCUGCAUCGCUCAAAUCAAUGGAAAUUUCAGUCAUAAUUGUACAGAUGUUCAGUGUAAUAAUGGCACUGAGAGAUUCAGAGACAGACUGAAGCUGGAUCAUCAGAAUGGAUCUCUGACCAUCAUGGACAUCAGAACCACAGACUCUGGAGUUUAUAAAGUACAGAUCAUCAGCAGCAGCAGCAGCAGUAAAACAAUCAAUGUUGCUGUCACUGGUGUGUCUGCUACUGAACGAAAUCAAAUCAGACAUGUGAUAAACGGAGAAUCUGUCACUCUAGAAUACGUUGAAACAAAAGUCAAAUAUUAUUCAAUAAAGUGGUACUAUAAUGACAAUCUCAUCGCUGAAAGCACUGGAGUUCGGAGUAAGAUCUGUACAGAUGAUCAGUGUAAAGAGAGAUUCAGAAACAGACUGAAGCUGAACCAAACCACUGGAUCUCUGAACAUCACAAACAUGAACAUCACAGACUCUGGACUUUAUCAACUACAGAUCAUCAUCAGCCACAGCAGUCAUUGUAUCACCAGAGUGAAGAGAUUCAACGUCACUGUCUUUUUUCCUGCAGUGGGGAUAUGUGUUAUUGUUGUUUUUCUGCUGAUGAGUGCGACUGUAACUGCUGGUGUGAUCUACUGUCGCCAGAAGAAAUAUAAACCGCAAAUAAUGAAAAUGAGAAUGAUGUUAAUAUCCCCGCCCGAAGGGGGGUAA
Messenger RNA from Cyprinus carpio (common carp), 1121 nucleotides. RefSeq lists its product as uncharacterized. The record is from RefSeq and is a predicted model, not a curated record. NCBI's taxonomy places the organism in Eukaryota, Metazoa, Chordata, Actinopteri, Cypriniformes, Cyprinidae.